Macroventuria anomochaeta is the source of this 708-nucleotide messenger RNA. RefSeq lists its product as uncharacterized. The record is from RefSeq and is a predicted model, not a curated record. The transcript is spliced from 2 exons. NCBI's taxonomy places the organism in Eukaryota, Fungi, Ascomycota, Dothideomycetes, Pleosporales, Didymellaceae. Bases 1 to 651 code for a protein of 216 amino acids.
AUGCAGGCCGUUUUCGACGUCUAUGCCACCGGUCAAGUCAACGCCUCGCAGUUCACGAAAGGCCUCACCAGCGCCUUUCAACCAGCAUGGAGCCCCGACGGUCAAUGGCUUGUCUUCGGUCUGAGCUCGUGCUGCCAAUCGCGUGCGACAAGAAACGCGUUGCUGUGCCGCGUAACUGCGAACGGAAGUCACUUCGAGCAGCUCACAGACGGUAGCAUCAACACCGGCUUUCCCAGUUUCUCCAGCGACACAAAGUGCAUUGUAUGCCGCACGUGGGUAACCGUGCUGACGAACGGCAAAUCUUCAAACCACGAUAAUGUGCCCUUCUGGUCCCCCGAUAGCGAGAUAAUCGUCUUCACCCGCCGCGUCAGCUACAUCAACUUCGACAUUUGCACCAUCAAGCCCGACGGUAUGGAUCUUCAGGUUCUGACAACGAGCGGUGGGAACGAUGCGCAUGCUGUGUGGACCGCUGAUGGGCGCAUUUUGUAUUCGACGGCGGAGUAUGAGUUCAGGGGUGAGGCUGCGAUCUACGACAAUACGUAUCAACCGUAUGGGCAGAUUGUGACUAUGGAUGCGUAUGGGGGUGGGAAGAAGUCGUUGGUGGAUGGUUUGUGGGAGGAUUCCAUGCCGUUGUGCCGAAUGAGUGUCUAGAUUAGAUCCUCUCGCAAGGAUGCGACAACCAUCUCAUAGUUGCCAAACUGAGUGGCU